Carya illinoinensis is the source of this 3112-nucleotide messenger RNA. RefSeq names its product probable methyltransferase PMT26. The record is from RefSeq and is a predicted model, not a curated record. Bases 362 to 2824 code for a protein of 820 amino acids. NCBI's taxonomy places the organism in Eukaryota, Viridiplantae, Streptophyta, Magnoliopsida, Fagales, Juglandaceae. Gene Ontology annotation, molecular function: methyltransferase activity. Gene Ontology annotation, cellular component: trans-Golgi network; cytoplasm; endosome. The transcript has 9 exons.
CCCCACUGAUUUCGCGGCGUGCCCGUGAUAGCUCCCAUGGCUCUCACUGCGCUCUCUUCAAAGGCCGUCGCUUUCUCUUUCUCUCUCUCUCUCUGUGUAAAUUCAUGGGAAAUAUUGUAAAUGGGGGUAUAUUUUUUUAAUGAUUGAACACUGUAUAAAUAGUUUGAACAGCAAGCAAUUCAAAUCCUCUGCCUAUUUGCUGUUAAAUAUCGUCUGCUUUUUUUUAUCGAGCAACAACAAUCAGUUUCUCCUCUGUAUCGUUAUGGAGGACUAGCCCCUGGCCCUGCAACCCUGCUCGGAUCCGUCUCCAUUCUUUCCCAUAAGGUGUUAAAUUGUUCAGGAAGAAUUGUGGUAAGAAAAUAUGGCGUUAGGGAAAUAUUCUAGAGUAGACAACAGGAGAUCCUCAUCAUCUUACUGCUCGACUGUGUCAAUUGUUGUUUUUGUGGCACUUUGCUUGGUUGGGGUUUGGAUGAUGACAUCAUCAUCCGUGGUACCUGUUCAAAACGUGGAUGUGCCUCAAGAGAAUAAGAAUGAGGCGAAGGAGCAAGUGAGCGAGAGCAAUGGUGGAGUUACUCGGCAGUUUGAGGAUAAUUCGGGUGAUUUGCCAGAGGAUGUAACCAAAGGAGACACUAAUUUAAAUUCUGAGAGCCACUCUAAAUCAGAAGGAAACCAAGAUGAGAAAUCUGAUGAGAAGCCUGUGGAAAAUCCUGAAGAGAAGCCUGAGGAAAAUCCUGAAGAGAAGCCGGAGGACAAGCCUGAGGAAAAUCCUGAAGAGAGUCUGGAGGAAAAGCCUGAAGAGAGGUUGGACGAAAACUCUGAAGAGAAACUGAAGGAAAAGCCUGAUGAAGGACCCAAUUCAGAUGGCGGGGAGGCAAAAACAGAUGGGGGUGAGAAUGGUUCUGGGGGACAAGGUGGUUCUGAAGAGAGUUCUGCUGAGAAAAAAUCAGAGAACCCGGAGGAAACAAAGGAUGGAGAAAAGGCAGUUGGUCAGAUAGAUGAGAAGGUGGAUCAAAAUGGGAAGAAGGAAACAGAUGAAAACUCUGGUGAGAAGAAGGAAAAUGGCCAGGCCCAAAACCAGAGUUUAAAUAAUAUAUUUCCUUCUGGUGCUCAGUCAGAGCUCCUGAAUGAAACUACCACUCAAAGUGGGGCUUGGUCAACUCAAUUGACAGAGUCAAAGAAUGAGAAGGACAUUCAAAAAUUGUCUACGCAACAGACUGGUUAUAGUUGGAAACUUUGCAAUGUCACUGCUGGGCCGGAUUACAUCCCAUGCCUUGACAAUUGGGAAGCAAUAAAAAAUCUUAGAAGUACUAAGCAUUAUGAACAUCGAGAGAGGCAGUGUCCUGAAAAAGCCCCCACAUGCCUUGUUGCUCUUCCUGAAGGAUAUAGACGCCCAAUUGAGUGGCCUACAAGCAGGGAAAAGAUCUGGUACUAUAAUGUUCCUCACACCAAACUUGCGCAAAUAAAGGGGCAUCAGAAUUGGGUGAAAGUCUCUGGUGAAUAUCUUACGUUUCCUGGUGGUGGAACCCAAUUUAAGCAUGGUGCUCUUCAUUACAUUGACUUCAUACAGGACUCUGUGCCUGAUGUUGCCUGGGGGAAACGCUCCCGUGUGAUAUUGGAUGUUGGAUGUGGAGUUGCUAGCUUUGGAGGCUAUCUCUUUGAUAGAGAUGUACUCACUAUGUCAUUUGCUCCAAAAGAUGAACAUGAAGCCCAAGUGCAAUUUGCACUUGAAAGGGGAAUUCCUGCUAUAUCUGCUGUGAUGGGCACAAAGAGACUUCCAUUUCCCAGCCGUGUUUUUGAUAUUGUCCAUUGUGCACGAUGUAGAGUUCCAUGGCACAUAGAAGGUGGUAAACUUCUUUUGGAGCUGAAUCGUGUGUUGCGUCCUGGUGGUUUCUUUGUCUGGUCUGCUACUCCAAUUUAUCGGAAGACUUCUGAAGAUGUUGAAAUAUGGAGUGCGAUGAAGGAUCUAACAAAAGCAAUGUGCUGGGAACUAGUUUCAAUCAACAAGGAUACUGUAAAUGAAGUAGGUGCAGCUACAUUUAAGAAGCCUAUUUCUAAUGAGUGCUAUGAGAAAAGAUCACAAAGUGAGCCUCCUAUCUGCCCAGAGUCUGAUGAUCCAAAUGCAGCCUGGAAUGUGCCGUUGCAAGCAUGCAUGCACAAAGUACCUGUAGACACAUCUGAGCGUGGGUCUCAAUGGCCAGAGCAAUGGCCAGCUAGGUUGGAAAAACCACCGUACUGGUUAUUGAGCUCCCAGGUCGGAGUUUAUGGUAAAGCCGCUCCUGAUGAUUUCACUGCAGACUAUGAGCAUUGGAAACGAGUGGUGACCAAGUCAUAUCUUAAUGGGAUGGGAGUUAACUGGUCAAAUGUGAGGAAUGCCAUGGACAUGAGAUCUGUGUAUGGAGGAUUUGCUGCAGCCUUGAAAGAUUUGAAGAUUUGGGUCAUGAAUGUGGUCGCCAUAGACUCCCCAGAUACACUACCCAUAAUUUAUGAACGAGGUCUAUUUGGAAUAUAUCAUGACUGGUGCGAAUCCUUCAGCACGUAUCCUAGAUCCUAUGAUCUUCUCCAUGCAGACCAUCUGUUCUCCAAGGUUAAAAAGAGGUGCAAUUUAGCUGGUGUAGUUGUGGAGGUUGAUCGGAUCCUCAGGCCAGAGGGGAAGCUUAUUGUCCGUGACAAUGUUGAGACCAUUAAUGAGCUGGAGAAUAUGCUGAAGUCAAUGCAGUGGGAGGUCCACUUAACCUACUCCAGGGACAACGAGGGAUUGUUGUCUGUCCAGAAGGCCAUGUGGCGACCUAACGAAUCGGAGACACUCCAGUAUGCAAUUGCUUAAGCAUGAUCCAAUCACUUCCUGAAUCGUGAUUGAUCUUGAGACAGUAGCCCCGAUGAGAUUCAAUAUUCUUUUUGUUCUGCUUGCUAAUUGAUAUUCAUUGUAAUUUGUAACUGUACUUGUACCUUAGCCAGUGUAUCAUGUUAGAUAGGUCUCUCAGUCUGUUAUUUUUCAUCAUUUGUUUCCUUGGUUUGAUCUCUAUAUAUAGUGAGAGGUUGCUGUCGGGAUUUCCACUCAUGUAAUAUCAUAUUACCAUACUAGUUAUUGAUGGAGAAAUGAACAUUCUUGCAA